Molecule: messenger RNA, 1039 nt
Organism: Sarcophilus harrisii (Tasmanian devil)
Lineage: Eukaryota; Metazoa; Chordata; Mammalia; Dasyuromorphia; Dasyuridae
Gene: LENG1
Product: leukocyte receptor cluster member 1
Exons: 4
Coding region: 268-1017 (249 amino acids)
Source: RefSeq, a predicted model, not a curated record
GCAAGGCGGGAUCUGGGCUAGCCAAUCAACUGUCAGCAUUCCACACGGGGCGGGGCCAUCAGGAAAGAGACACGACUCUGCCCCAUUUUUCUGGGACGCUAGGUCCCUUCGGCCAAUCAGCGCCUGAGAGGGAGGCGAGGCGCGUCCUCAAGGUGGAGCGAAUCACAGGGCAGACAGUUUCUACCAAUGGAAAGAGGGAAGCACGGCUAAGAGGACGAGCCGGGGGCGGGGCCAAUAACUCCGGAGGAAGUAUCGACGCGCGGGACCAUGAAUAUCCUCCCGAAGAAGAGCUGGCAUGUUCGAAAUAAGGACAACGUAGCCCGCGUACGGCAGGACGAAGCCCAGGCCCGGGAUGAGCAGCGGGAGCGGGAACGACGGGCGCUGCUGGCCCAACAGGAGGCCCGCACCGACCUCCUCCGGAAACGCGCCCGAGCCAACGCCCCCGGGCCAAGCCCGCAAGCGGCCGGCGCGGGCGCCAGGCCCGUGGACCUGUUUCGGGAGCUGGUGGAAGAAGGCAAGGGCCAGACCCGUGGCAACAAGGAAUACGAGGAAGAAAAGAGGCGGACCAAGGAACAACAGGAAAAGGCCCUGGGGAUCCUGACCUACCUGGGCCAGAGCGCGGCCGAGGCCCAGACUCAGCCCCCCUGGUACCAGCUGCCCCCCGAGCCCAGGGGCAAGGACGGCCCGGUGCCCAACGAGAAAGCCAAGAGCCAGCUGGACCCGCUGCAGGAGCUCAAGAGGCAGCUGGGCAAGAAGAAGGGGGACAAAGGCGCUGGCGAAGGGGGCGCCCACCGCAAGGAGCCGGAGACGCCGCGCCUCCAGAGCUCCGGGAGAAGCUCCUUGGAGCAGCUGCGGGCCGAGCGUCUGAGGAGGGAGGCGGCCGAGCGGGCCCGGGCCGAGGCCCUGAUGGCCACCCUGCGUGGAGAGCAGCCGCAGGAGGAGGAGGAGACCGACGAACGCAAGAGGCGCUACAACUCGCAGUUCCACCCCCAGCUGGCCCGGCCCCCGCGCCGCUAGGACCCAGCGCAGGACUGCGGAC